ACUUUUGGCCCAAACGAUAUAAACAAAAACAAUAUAAAAGACAAACAACCGGCGAUUGGAUGAGAAUAUAUAUUCAUAUCACACAGAGGAGAGAGAAAGCUCGGCAGAGGAGAGAGAAACUAGAGAGAGAGAGAGAGAGAGAGAGAGAGAGAGAGAGAGAGAGAGAGAGAGAUUUCGCUACUGGAGCAUUCAUUCGAUGGAGAUGAGCUCUGGAGCCAUCUGACAAUCCCUUCGUCUACUACCCUUGCCGAAACCCGUGACCUGAAUUCUCACUUACCAUACCGACUCGCUGGCCUGAGAUCGCUGGUCUUCGCCAACCGAUGAUCUUCGCGAUGAACAACGGCGCCAAUGGAUUCGGCAGGGCGAUGGAGGAGGAGUACAUCAGGCGGCACCACAGGCACGAGAUCAGGCACAACCAGUGCAGCUCUUCCCUCGCCAAGCACGUCAAGGCUCCUGUCCACCUCGUAUGGUCCUUGGUGAGGAGAUUUGAUCAACCACAGAAGUACAAACCCUUUGUAAGUAGGUGUAGUGUGCAGGGUGAUCUUGAAAUUGGUAGUGUUAGAGAAGUUAAUGUUAAAUCAGGACUUCCAGCCACAACUAGUACAGAAAGGUUGGAGCUUCUAAAUGAUGAGGAGCAUAUCUUGGGCAUGAGGAUUGUUGGUGGGGAUCACAGGCUUAAGAAUUACUCCUCCAUCAUUACUGUUCAUCCAGAGAUCAUAGACGGGAGACCAGGGACGUUGGUGAUCGAAUCAUUUGUGGUGGAUGUUCCAGAUGGGAAUACCAGGGAUGAAACAUGCUACUUCGUCGAGGCCUUGAUCAAAUGCAACCUGAAGUCACUGGCUGAUGUCUCAGAGCGUUUAGCUGUGCAGGACCGAACCGAGCCAAUUGGCCAAAUCUGAUAAGAUAGGGUUCCAAGUGUAGAGAAGUCCAAUCAUUGUGGAUGACAGGUUUUGAGGCUUUCUGUUGUGAGAAGCAUGGACCCUUCCUUUCCUUACAGUUUAUGCUUUGGUUUUUCCAUCUUUUUAUUUCAAAAGUGAUCUUGACUGUCCAUAGUAGCUCGUGAUCAAUCCCGUCUAAUAGCUUACACGUUAAAAAACAAGCUUAGAUGAUAUUCCUCCAUGGUUUUGCUUGGUCUUUAACCAUGAGGGUACAUAGAGAUCCUUGAUUGUAAAUAUCCAUGCUUGCUGAACCCGAUGGUCAUGAAUCUACCUUUGCAUGUUUUAAUUUACCUCUAGAAAGGGGUGUUGCUUGGA
This is a messenger RNA of Malania oleifera, 1253 nucleotides long. RefSeq names its product abscisic acid receptor PYL9-like. The record is from RefSeq and is a predicted model, not a curated record. Gene Ontology annotation, cellular component: cytoplasm; nucleus. Gene Ontology annotation, molecular function: signaling receptor activity; abscisic acid binding; protein phosphatase inhibitor activity. The coding region runs from base 321 to 899 and encodes 192 amino acids. The transcript has 3 exons. Lineage: Eukaryota; Viridiplantae; Streptophyta; Magnoliopsida; Santalales; Ximeniaceae. Gene Ontology annotation, biological process: abscisic acid-activated signaling pathway.